UCAACCGAGAGCGCCUCGAAACUUUUCCUCUCCCCGACGAAUUAGAACCCUCUCUCUAUUCGCUCUUCUUCUUCUUCGUCUCUAUUCGCUCUUCUUCUCUAUCUCUAGGGCAUUUCGUCGUCAACCUCUUCUCCGUUCCCCUCUCGAUCUCGCUCCCUCCAUCGCCAUGCCCACCUCCGCCGAUAAGGCGGCGGCGGCGGCGCCGGGGAGGGGCGGCGCGAAGCGACGGAGGGGACGGCCCCCGGGGUCGCGCGCGCGGAAGAGGCAGAAGCGGCUCGACGCGAUCCGCGACAACCCCGCCCUCCGCCCCGCUUCUCCGCAGCCCCCGCAGCGCGGGGACGACGACGAGGACGACGAAGAACCCGGCGCCCUCCGCCGCAGCUGCCGCGUGCGCCGAGCUCCCGUCGUGCUCGAUUCGUCGCCGGUGCCCUCGCACCGGAGGAGGAAGCCCCAGCGCGGGGAGUCCCCUAAUCGAAUUGGUACCGGUGGGAGUAGGAAGAGGAAGAGGAGGAAGAAGAAGAAGAAGACGACGACGCUGAGCUCUGGUAACGGGGAGGAUGCUGCUGCUUCCGCUGUUCGGGGAAUUGAGGCUUCUGUGGUGGAGAACGAGGAAUGGCGAUCGAGGUUGCGGUCUAGGGCUAAGUUAAAGGGGAGAAAGUGGGUUAGAGAACGGCGUUUCAGGCAACCUAAAGGGGUUUUGAGCAAAGGAAAGGAGACAGGACACAGGAGGAAGGGAAAGAAGGUGGUUUCGACUGUCGAGGUAUCUGAGGAUGGUGAAGAAGCCGCCGAUAGUGAAGAAGCUGCCGAAGAAACCGAUAAUUUAACUUGGAACGAUCAUGAAGAUGGUGGGGAGAAAGCCUCGGAGGUUGAAGUGAGCAGGGAUGAGUGCAGUUUGCAAGUUGGGAGCGAAUCGGACGGAGAGGUGAAUAGAGAGGAAUCCAAUUUGCAAGUUGGAAGCGAAGCAAACAGAGAACCGGAAACAGCUGAACCAGCUUGUGAGGCGAAGGAUGAGGAUGUUAUCGAGAAUUCAGCUGAAAAAGAGGAACUUGAUCAGCCGCUUGCUGAAGAUACUUCGAUUCCUGCUCAGGAAUUAGAAAAUGCUGGCUCUGGAGAACAUGCGGUGGCUCAAUCUGGCGAAAACCUUGAUAGCAGGGCUCUAGAGAGCGAGGACGCUUUAAAGGAAGGUAGUGCGAGAUCACCUGUUUCCGAUGGUAAGCUUGCACAGAUGGAUGUGAAAGAAGGGCGGAGGUGCGGGUUGUGCGGGGGAGGGACUGAUGGGAGACCGCCGAAGAUACUGGUUCAGGAGGCUGCUGAGAGUGAUCAUGAGGCAUAUGAAGGAUCAUUAGCUUCUGAGGAGCCCAACUAUGAUGUAUGGGACGGAUUUGGAGAUGACCCUGGAUGGCUUGGUAGGAUUUUGGGUCCUAUACAUGACCGUUUUGGCAUCGCUCGGGUUUGGGUCCAUCAGAAUUGUGCUGUUUGGAGUCCAGAGGUUUACUUUGCUGGUUUGGGAUGCCUAAAAAAUGUUAGAGCUGCACUUUGCAGGGGAAGAGCAUUAAAAUGUAGCCGCUGUGGUAGACCUGGAGCAACUAUUGGUUGUCGUGUGGAUCGUUGCCCCAAAACCUACCAUUUGCCUUGUAGCCGAGCAGAGGGUUGUGUUUUUGAUCAUCGCAAGUUUCUUAUUGCUUGCAGUGAUCAUCAGCAUCACUUCCAACCGCAAGGUGAUUUGUAUGCUCAACUUAUCAGGAAGAGGAAAGCUAAGAAGUUGAAGCUGGAUAUGAGAAAGCUCUCGCAUGAGGCAUCAAGAAAGGAUUUGGAGGCAGAAGAGAAGUGGUUAGAGAACUGUGGAGAGGACGAAGAGUUCUUAAAACGGGAAGGCAGGAGGCUCCACCGAGAUCUCUUGAGAAUCGCACCUGUCUAUAUUGGAGGUUCUUCUGAAAGCGAAAAACCAUACCAGGGCUGGGAAUCUGUUGCUGGACUUCAAAAUGUCAUUCAAUGCAUGAAAGAGGUGGUUAUUUUACCUCUUCUUUAUCCCGACUUAUUUUGUUCUUUGGGCCUUACACCUCCAAGAGGCGUUCUGUUGCAUGGGUAUCCUGGCACUGGGAAGACACUAGUUGUGCGGGCCCUAAUUGGAGCGUGCUCUCGUGGGGAUAAAAAAAUAGCAUAUUUUGCUCGAAAAGGUGCUGAUUGUUUAGGAAAAUAUGUUGGUGAUGCCGAGCGACAGCUGAGACUUCUUUUCCAAGUGGCCGAGAGAUCUCAACCGUCGAUCAUUUUUUUUGACGAGAUAGACGGUUUAGCUCCAUGUCGAUCUAGGCAACAAGACCAAACACACAAUUCUGUUGUCUCGACUUUACUUUCCUUACUUGAUGGUUUGAAAUCACGAGGCUCAGUUAUAGUUAUUGGAGCUACAAAUCGUCCUGACGCUGUUGAUCCUGCUCUUAGGCGGCCGGGGAGAUUUGAUCGUGAGAUAUAUUUUCCUCUGCCUGCUUUGAGUGAUAGAUCUGCUAUUCUUUCACUGCACACUAAAAGUUGGCCAAAUCCUUUGUCGGGUUCUCUUUUGUCAUUUAUAGCGAAUCAAACUGCUGGUUAUGCUGGUGCGGAUCUCCAAGCGAUUUGCACUCAAGCAGCGAUGAAUGCUUUGAAGAGAAAUUGUGCAUUGCAGGAGCUUUUAUCUUCUGCUGAAAAAGGCAGUGGUGAAAAGGGUACACUUCCUUCUCUUCCAUCGUUCGCUGUAGAGGAAAGGGAUUGGUUGGCAGCUCUCAUGGCAGCUCCUCCACCAUGUUCUCGAAGAGAAGCAGGAAUGGCUGCGAGUGAUGUAGUCUCUUGGCCUCUUGGUUCUCAUCUCCUUCCAUGCCUUCUAGAGCCAUUGGUGUACCUUUUCCUCUCAAUUAAUAUGGACGAAAGGAUCUGGUUGCCAUCUUCCCUUCUCAAGGCAUCAACUUCAGUUAAGGGCAUCAUCUUCUCAGCUUUGGUACAGAGAAGUGUCCCUGUUGCACUUUGGUAUUCUCAUCUUCAUUCUUUAAUUCAACAAUCUGAUGUUGCAAAUGAGAUAGAAAGAAUUCUUUCUCUAUAUGGUCUGGUAACUAGUCAAUCAGGACCUGAUUGUACAUACAUGCAGAAUGAGGAUGAUGAUGGCAACCAGGAAAAUUUUGAUACCUUCAGAUCGAAACCUUCUGGUUCUUGUAUGCAAGGCAAACAAUUCAAGAAGUCAUCAGGGUUUCGAGCUUUGAUUGCUGGAACACCCAGAUCAGGCCAUCAGCAUCUAGCUUGUUGCCUUCUUCAUGGCUUUAUGGGCCAGGUUGAAAUUCAGAAGGUUAAUCUUGCUACUAUGUCACAGGAAGGAAAUGGGGAUAUUAUCCGUGGAUUAACACAAAUUCUGCUGAAGUGCCUAACUGUUGGAAGAUGUAUCAUCUACAUGCCAAGAAUAGAUUUAUGGGCUAUUGAUGAAAUCCAUGAAAUGGAGGCUAAGCAUACUGAGAUUCAUCCAGAGACCGGCAAGUCAUCCUCAGUUAGUGGAGACAAUGAUCGAAGAAAAUAUUCUUCGGAAGCUUGGAAUUCUUUUGUCGAGCAGAUCGAUUCUUCAUGUGCAUCUGAAUCUAUAAUUGUACUGGCCACCUGUGAAUUGCAAUUUCAUGACCUUCCUAUUGGAAUAAGGCAGUUCUUCAGCACUAAUGUGUUAAAUCGAUCCAACUCUCGUCCUCCAGAACAUACAAUACCAAGGUUUUCUGUUGUUAUAGAUGGAAAUUUCAACCAUGAGCAGGUGAUCGGUUCAUGUGCUCUGAAACUAGCGAAGGAUCUAGUUCAGCAUUAUGUUCACUUGGUACAUUGCAUAACUCAUGAGAGCACUUAUGAUAAGCAGAAAGCAGUUUCACAUAAUAUGGAAAUCACAGUAAAUGAAAAGGAAAACAUGGAGAAUAGACAAUCUACUCCAGCAAUAGACACACCAGUAAAUAUUGAGCAUGGCCAUAAAGAGUCAGUUCCAGGGAAUCUUCACAAUAAAGUUAUGAAGGGAAACUUAACAUUGGCAAUUGCUACAUUUGGCUAUCAGAUUUUGAGAUAUCCACAUUUUUCUGAGCUUUGCUGGGUCACCUCAAAACUAAAGGAAGGCCCAUUCACAGAUAUAAAUGGGCCUUGGAAGGGUUGGCCAUUUAAUUCCUGUAUAAUACAUACAAGUAACUCACCUGAGAAGGUACUGACGGAAGUAAAUGACAACCUCAAAUGCAAGGAAAAAUCUGGUACAGUGAGAGGUUUAGUGGCUGUGGGGCUAUUGGCUUAUAGGGGUGUCUAUACAUCAGUUGCAGAAGUGUCUUUUGAAGUAAGAAAGGUCUUGGAACUCUUGGUUGGACAAAUUCGUGCUAAAAUUUUGGACAAGAAAGACAUAUACCGUUACUUCCAUAUUCUUUCUCAAGUAGCUUAUCUUGAGGAUAUUGUAAACAACUGGGCUUAUACAUUCCGGAGUUUCCAAGCUGAUAACCAGACAACAGCAUCAAAUGCUAAGCAAGAGGUUAGUGAUCAAUGGGGCAGCCAUAUCACUGAUAAAAUUCCAAGCAUGCAUGAUACUCCUAAUGUAAUCCCUAGUGAGGUACAAGAGGUCUCGAACCAACAAAGUCCUCACAAAUUUACAACAACUAACGGGAGCUAUCCCUCUUCUGACCAUGCUUUACCUACUAUUGAUGCAAGCGCCGUACAAUUCGAGGGGCCUUUUCAGCAGGUUACUUGUAACUUGCUUCCAAAUUCCGUCUCGUCUCCUGCCACAAUGAGUAACGGAGAUAAUAGUCCAAGAACUCAAAGGAGGACAGAGAUUACGGAAAAUUCCAAUUGUUUGCAAACUGUGGAAACUCAUCUUCUUCACACAGAUGAAGUAGGCAAUUUAGGCAAUGCAGCUAUCCAGGCUAACUCUUGCUCUACUGAAGCCUGUGACCAGUGUAAUGGUUUGGAUAAUGAUCUUUCUCCAAAGAACGUUGAAUUUGGUCCUGAUGAAUUAGGUAAUGUUGCUGACCAAUCGCACGGUAACAGAGAACAUGUUGUGGUUUUCUCUAGGGAGUCAUGUCUCUACAACUGUUGCUGCGAAUGCCUGCAUGGUCUCUAUAUGUUGGUUCGUGAUAUCCUAUCGAAUUCCUUGAGGACGAAUGGUCAAUACUCAACAAUUGACGAUGUCCAUGGCAUUCUCAUGUCAUGUUCCUUGAAUCUUUUAACGGCAAUUAGAAAAUGUUAUGCCUCUCAAGGUAGCUUUGAUUAUCAAGAAUCUUUUGAAAGAAAGCGAAAGCAUCAAAUUUCAGAAUGUUGUUCUUGUCACAAGAUCUCUGAUAGGCAGCCUGAGAAAGUAACAUCUCAGACUAGAACUUCAAACAUUAUGAAGGUCCUGCCAAGAGAAUGCACCUGCCCUCACAAAACCAACUUAGGCACUGGAACAAUAAUUAAAGAGAAAAAUCCUCUAGUAGAACUAGUAUUAAGUUUUCACGUCAGAGAUGGGGUAUUAGUGCCUUCAAACCUUCAUAAGGAUGAUGAAGUUCAUUGCAGGUUCGAAAGACUUUGUGUUUGUUCGAUAUUAGAGAUGAUAUUUAUGGUCACCCGGCCGUUGAGUUGAUACCAUGCGGUCAGUCUUUUGUGGAGAAUGUGAUGGUAUUAUCUGUUGCCGCAAAGUUGUCCUCUGAGGUUGUCUUCUCGGAUUUUGAGCUUCUCUCCAUUUUGCUAGCAACUGGCGCACAGAAGACUAAUCAAGUUCUUGUGCCCUUCGAGCGGCGCGCUAAUCUGUAAGUAUUGAGACAUAGCUAUUGACAUAUCCAUUUUUGUGAAAUCGUUGUACACCAUAGUUGUCAUCAUUUCCUGUAGCUUGAAUUUUUGGUCAAUUAACCAAAGUAUGUGAAGAUUGGAUAGUCUUGACAAGUACAUAUUUCUACUUUUAGCGAAAGCAGAAUUCACACUCAUGUUUGUGAAACACUCUAUCAAAGAUGAUUGCCAUUGAAAGGAUUCCGAAAUUUGCUA
This is a messenger RNA of Ananas comosus (pineapple), 5982 nucleotides long. RefSeq lists its product as uncharacterized. The record is from RefSeq and is a predicted model, not a curated record. Gene Ontology annotation, molecular function: histone binding; chromatin binding; ATP hydrolysis activity. The transcript has 6 exons. Gene Ontology annotation, cellular component: nucleus. Gene Ontology annotation, biological process: positive regulation of transcription by RNA polymerase II. Bases 167 to 5584 code for a protein of 1805 amino acids. Lineage: Eukaryota; Viridiplantae; Streptophyta; Magnoliopsida; Poales; Bromeliaceae.